This is a messenger RNA of Chlorocebus sabaeus (green monkey), 1807 nucleotides long. The record is from RefSeq and is a predicted model, not a curated record. Lineage: Eukaryota; Metazoa; Chordata; Mammalia; Primates; Cercopithecidae.
AGGGAAAAGGGGUUGAAUCCAUGCUCCUUCUCCCAGGCCCAGCUCCCUACCUGGCAGGGUCCACUGCUCCCAGAACUGUGCUGCUCCCCUGAGCACCUGUUCUAUGCUGGGCUGUGUGUCCAGCCCCCUGGACAGGCCGACAGGAUGAGGAGAACACGGUGCAGCCACUUUGCAGGGAGUGCCGGAGCCCAUUGUGCAUUCUUCCUGGGGAAUGAGAUCAAGACACCACCUCCCGGGGUGUGUGGUCUUGCAGCCCCCGGAGGAGAGGGACCCCCGGGCCUGCCUGUGCUCCAAAGCUCACCUAACCCCUGACCUGGGGCACUUUAGGGUCCCUUCCACGCCCUCACUUCUACGGUGUCAGACGCUCACCCAGACAGGAGCCCCUGACUCACAAGAGAGCUCCUCCCCUUCCAGGUGGGCUGUGGUAGGAGGCUCCAGGAGGCCUCCCAGAGGCCCCUCCAGUGGAGUGCAGACCCCUUGAGUUAUAGCUCUAACCACCACACUUGUCUUUGCCAGGUUCCUCUUCUGGAGACCAGGAACUGGUCACGCAUCUGUGUCCCCAGUGCCCAGCCUGGCAGGGAGUGGGUGGCAGCCUUGAAGGGUGAAGGAGGAAAGAAAUGCAUGAAUCAGCGAGUGGGUGGGGUAGUCCGGCUGGGCCAUGCAGGCCAGCCCAGCCCCUGACAGUCUCGUGUCCCUUGCAGAUGUGCUGGUGGACGGACAGCCGUGUGACUGUGAGUCUGCGGCGGCCUGCCAGGUAGGCGACCCCGUGCGCCUGGAAGUGCGGCUGACCAACCGGAGCCCGCGCAGCGUAGGGCCCUUCGCCCUCACCGUGGUCCCCUUCCAGGACCACCAGAAUGGCGUGCACAACUACGACCUGCACGACACCAUCUCCUUCGUGGGCUCCAGCACCUUCUACCUCGACGCGGUACAGCCAUCUGGCCAGUCGGCCUGCCUCGGGGCCCUCCUCUUCCUCUACACGGGCGACUUCUUCCUCCACAUCCGCUUCCACGAGGACAGCACCAGCAAGGAGCUGCCACCCUCUUGGUUCUGUCUGCCCAGCGUGCACGUGCGCGCCCUGGAGGCGCAGGCCUGAGCCCGCCCACUUCCGUCCCUGUUUCUGCAGGGCCAGAGGUGACCCAGCCUGGCUUCCCACACCCCCUGCGAUGAGCAAGGCCUUCACUGCAGCCCUGUCUCCCCCUCCUUCCCCAACCCCCACCCAGCCCUCUCCUCCCAUUCCUCCUGUAGCAUCUUUGCUGGGCUACGCAGAAGCCCCCAGACAUGGCAGCCCCACCCCGUGCCACACCCCUUCCCACACUGUUCCCUGGAUUAUGCCGGAGCAGAGGAAACCCCAGAGUGGGUGCCCAUUCAGCCCAGGUCCCAGGAUCCCUGCAUCCGUUUAUGUGACCGGGGGCCCCAGCCUUGCUGUGCUGCUCACUCCAGCAGAGGGACCUCCCUCAUCCAGCCACUUCCCUUUGGCCAUAGAAAGAAACGGUGAGCAUGAGGCUGGGCACAGCCUGAGGGCGUGGGCAGCUUCCCUCCCUCCCUGGGCCUUGGAAUCCCCCAAGGCUGGUUUUCUUCCUGGAGACCCCCAUGGGCAACUUGGCAGGAGAGAUGGUGCCGUAGGUGGUCAUGGAUGGUUUACACCAAGAGAAGCCUUCCACCCAUGGUGGGCAAAUGUCCAGGCCUGGGCUGCCAGCCCAGGGCUGUUUCUGGGUGCUCCCUGGCCCCAGGGUGGUAUCUGGGUACCGUGGCUAUGUGUAUCCAUGUCUGUGAACAGUUCUUCAAUAAAUGGCCUGCCUCCUCCUCC